This is a messenger RNA of Onychostoma macrolepis, 1719 nucleotides long. Its product is annotated as protocadherin beta-7-like. The transcript has 2 exons. Gene Ontology annotation, biological process: homophilic cell-cell adhesion. NCBI's taxonomy places the organism in Eukaryota, Metazoa, Chordata, Actinopteri, Cypriniformes, Cyprinidae. The record is from RefSeq and is a predicted model, not a curated record. Gene Ontology annotation, molecular function: calcium ion binding. Gene Ontology annotation, cellular component: plasma membrane. Bases 1 to 1719 code for a protein of 572 amino acids.
AUGACUGAGGUGCCUUUGGGAUAUGACAUCUUCUCCGAUUUAAACCUGUAUCUGGUGAUCGGACUGGGCUCUGUUUCGUUUCUUUUACUCAUCACUAUAUUGGUCACCAUCGUGCUGAAGUGUCAGAAAACGAAGCAGACAUUCAGUCUGAAUCCUGACAGUGGAGAAAUCAGAGUAAAAGAAAUGAUUAAUUAUGAGGAUUUCAGGAUCUAUGAUAUGGAAAUUAUAGCAACAGAUAAAGGAGCUAAUAGUCUGUCUGGAAAGUGUAAAGUUAAGAUUUUAAUCACAGAUAUGAAUGACAAUCAUCCUGAAAUUUCUAUAAAAUCAUUCUCAAGUCCAGUGAAAGAGGAUAUAGCUGUAAAUACUGUAAUUGCAGUUGUUAGUGUGAGUGAUAAAGACUCAGGAGAAAAUGGACAGGUAGAUAUUCAUAUUUCUGAUGAUUUACCUUUUGCACUCAAAGAAACGUCUGAUAAUUAUUAUGAAUUAUUAGUUUCAGAACCGUUAGACCGUGAAAAGGUUCCAGAAUAUGACAUCACUAUUACCGUGACUGACAGGGGCAUCCCGUCGUUAUCUGAUAAUGAAACUAUAACUUUAGAGCUGCUGGACGUUAACGACAAUGUUCCUCAGUUCCCACAGACAUUCUACACGAUACCUGUUAUGGAGAAUAACGCGCCUGGAGCUUUACUGAGCUCUUUAACUGCUAUAGACCCAGAUCUCCAUGAAAAUCAGUAUUUAGUCUAUUUUAUCAUAGAGAAGGAAAUAGUGAACACCUCCAUGUCCAUGCUGUUCUCCAUUAACCCAGAGAACGGGAAUCUUUACGCGCUAAAGACGUUUGACUAUGAGAUAGAGAAGGAGUUUCUUUUCCACAUCGAGGCCAGAGACUCUGGCGUUCCUCCGCUCAGCAGUAACGUGACCGUUCACAUUAUUAUCAUGGAUCAGAACGACAACACACCGCUUAUAGUGUCUCCAUGGCGCGCGCACGGUUCGGUGGUGGAGGAAAAGAUCCCGAGAUCCACCGAUAAAGGGACUCUGAUAUCCAAAGUCAUCGCCAUAGACUCUGAUUCAGUGCACAACUCUCGAAUCACGUACCAGUUUCUCCACAACACUGACGCGACAUUAUUCAGCUUGGAUCAAUAUAACGGAGAGAUCCGGACCAUGAGAAUGUUCAGUUACAGAGACUCGCGCCACCAGCAGCUGGUUGUGAUCGCCAAAGACAACGGAGAGCCCGCGCUCUCUGCUACAGUCACCAUCAAACUGUCCACGGUGGAGACCGCCCUUAAAACCUAUGCUGACAUGACUGAGGUGCCUUUGGGAUAUGACAUCUUCUCCGAUUUAAACCUGUAUCUGGUGAUCGGACUGGGCUCUGUUUCAUUUCUUUUACUCAUCACUAUAUUGGUCACCAUCGUGCUGAAGUGUCAGAAAACGAAGCCCAGCAAAGCGGCUCCUCCGAGCAGGAACAGUGUGAUCAGCGAGAGGAACUCGACCAUCGCGGAUUCCACUCUGGUCUCCAACGAUGCCUACUGGUACAGUUUAUUUCUAGCAGAGACCAGGAAAGGAAAGCUGGUGGUCAGACAGCCUGUGCCAAAGGGAUCGAGAUACAUCGUGUCCAGUAUACCGAGGGGCACAGGAAUGACCGAGACCAGCGACUCAGCUGCUUCUACUCUACAGGUAGGCUCAGAUAUGUUUUUUUUCUUCAGCAAAACAGUGAGCAAUGCUUGA